Molecule: messenger RNA, 2073 nt
Organism: Pezoporus flaviventris
Lineage: Eukaryota; Metazoa; Chordata; Aves; Psittaciformes; Psittacidae
Gene: IGSF11
Product: immunoglobulin superfamily member 11
Exons: 7
Coding region: 94-1674 (526 amino acids)
Biological process (GO): homophilic cell-cell adhesion
Cellular component (GO): cell-cell junction
Molecular function (GO): ionotropic glutamate receptor binding
Source: RefSeq, a predicted model, not a curated record
UAGCAUCCCUGCGGAUGCAGCGGUACCGGGUUGGCGGCGAUGGACACAUCCCAAUCUGUGGGUGGCCCGCGCCACAGAGCAGGAGUGUAGCGGAUGUGCCGCCGUGUACCGGGACGGGGGGUGACAGCCGCAGCCCGGCGGGUUGCUGGGGCAGCUCGGGGCCGCCAGGCUGCGCUCUCGGUCCGGCCGCCGCUCCUGCCGCCCUCCCCGGGCGGGCGACCGGGGCUCGGGGCACGGCGGAGCGGGCGGUCCCGGGACGGCGGCGGUGGCACCAUCGGCACCAGCACCUGCGGCUGCGGGGAGAGGCAGGGCUCGGCCGCCCGCUCGGCGCCCCUCGCCCGGCCCGGCAUGACGCGGCGGCGCCCCGGCGGCGGAGGGAGGUGGGUGCCGGUAGCCUUGGCCGCGCUCCUGGCCCUGCGAGGUCUGGUGAGUCCUCUGGAGGUGUCAGUCAGUUCAGGGAGUAUCCAGGUUGCACGAGGCCAGACAGCAGUAUUGCCCUGCACCUUCACCACUAACGCUGCUCUCACUAACCUUAAUGUCAUCUGGAUGGUCAUUCCUCUUUCUAACGCCAACCAGCCUCAACAGGUUAUUCUCUACCAAGGGGGUCAGAUCUUUGGUGGUGCACCCCAAUUCUAUGGGCGAGUGGGGUUUGCUGUGACAAUGCCAACCACCAGUGCCUCGAUCUUCAUUAACAACACUCAGCUAUCGGAUACUGGCACAUACCAGUGCUUAGUCAACAAUCUUCCAGACCGAGGCGUCAGGAAUAUUGGAGUCAUUGGACUUACUGUCUUGGUUCCUCCAUCUGCCCCGCUUUGCAGAAUCCAGGGGUCCCUGGACGUGGGCAGCGAUAUCACACUGACCUGCAGCUCGGAAGAAGGCAUUCCCCGACCAACAUACCUCUGGGAGAAACUGGACAAUGUUCCCAAGUUACCCCCAACUGCCACACAAGACCAAGUCCAGGGCACUGUCACUCUCCGAAAUAUCAGCACUGUGUCCUCAGGUCUUUACCAAUGUGUGGCUUCAAAUGCCAUUGGAACCAGCACUUGCCUUCUGGACCUGCAAGUCAUUGCACCCCAUCCCCGAAGUAUAGGCCUGAUUGCAGGAGCAGUGGCCACAGGUGCUGUCGUGCUCGUGGUUUGCAUUGUGUUGGUGGCCGUGGCACUGUUUUACUGGAAAAAUAAACACAAAGAAGAAGAGGAGGAGGAGAUUCCCAAUGAGAUAAGGGAAGAUGACCUGCCGCCAAAAUGUUCCUCUACUGCGAAGACAUUCCAUGCUGAUGCAUCCUCAUCGGAGAACGACACCCUCACCUCCUCCAACACCUACAACAGCCGCUACUGGAACGACCCCAAAGCCAACCAUGCCACAGACUCCUUCACCCGCUUCAGCAACGCCAACGACAGCCACCAGCCCCCUUUCUCCCGCUCAGGGAGCACGAGCACCCGUCCCGUCUACGCCAACGGCGGCCACCCAUCCCCGGCUCCCCCUAAGACGCUGGUGGUGACGGCCAGCACGGCACCGUCCCCUCAGGAGGUGAUGCGCAGCAAUGGCUCAGUCAGCAGGAAGCCACGGCUGCCACACACUCGCUCCUAUGCUGUCAGCCAAGCCACGCUGGAGCGCAUCGGGGCUGUCCCCGUCAUGGUGCCCGCUCAGAGCCGCGCUGGCUCCCUUGUGUAGGGCCGUACCGGCAGCUGAGAGCCAAGCAAGGGACCUCUCCCACCUGGUGGGGGCAAAGAGACCCUACUCCUUCCUGAAAGGCAGCGAGGUAGCAGGGGACACACACACACACACACUUGCCUCUUGCCCUGCACUCCCCUCCGGAGGCUGCUGCUGGCUAGUGGGACAUCCUCGGCUGUGCCGCAUUGGAGCUCCUUGUGCCGGUGGAUGCCGCAGAUGUGCCAAGGCCGGAGGAGCAGGGAUGUUGGGAUGUGCUCCCCAGCUGCUGAGCACUGGCUGGGAUGUGCACCCAGCCCUGACUUUGGGGGGACUUUUGCUUUUGUUUCCCUCUAGGGAUUGAUUCCAUCCAUUUGGGUCUUUCAGGGAGGUUUGGGGAGAUAUAUAUAUAUUAUUUUUUUC